Seriola dumerili (greater amberjack) is the source of this 1844-nucleotide messenger RNA. Its product is annotated as arf-GAP with dual PH domain-containing protein 1-like. Bases 1 to 1134 code for a protein of 377 amino acids. Gene Ontology annotation, molecular function: phosphatidylinositol bisphosphate binding; GTPase activator activity. NCBI's taxonomy places the organism in Eukaryota, Metazoa, Chordata, Actinopteri, Carangiformes, Carangidae. The transcript has 11 exons. The record is from RefSeq and is a predicted model, not a curated record. Gene Ontology annotation, biological process: positive regulation of GTPase activity. Gene Ontology annotation, cellular component: plasma membrane; intracellular membrane-bounded organelle.
AUGUCGGCGAAUGAGAGAGCCACGCGAGCGCUGAGGGAGAUCCAACAAAUCCCUGGAAAUGACGCCUGCGCAGACUGCGGCGCACCCGAUCCUGGGUGGGGCUCCUGCUCCCUGGGGGUGUUCAUCUGUCUGGCCUGCUCGGGGAUCCACCGCAACAUCCCCGACAUCAGCAAGGUCAAGUCCCUGAGUCUGUCCCGCUGGGAGGACCACGAGAUGCAGUUCAUGGCAGAGAAUGGUAAUGAGCUGAUGAAGAGUAAAUAUGAGGCCGCUGUUCCAGUCUACUACUACAAACCAACCCACAAAGACUGUCAGGUGUUGAGGGAGCAGUGGAUAAGAGCAAAGUACGAGAGGAAAGAGUUCUCUGAACCGGGGAAGAAUUUUACAUAUGAGGAAGGAACUAGAGAUGGCGUUUUGAUGAAGAGAGGGCGGGACAACGGGCAGUUCCUGAGCAGGCGAUUCGUCCUCUCGGAGAGGGAGGGGACUCUGAAGUAUUUCACCAAAUAUGACGCUAAGGAGCCCAAAGCAGUGAUCAAGGUGGACACCAUCAACGCAACCUUCCAGCCAGAGAAGAUAGGAAACCCCAACGGCCUGCAGAUCACCUACCUCAAAGACUACAGCACCCGCAACGUCUUCAUCUACCAUGAAAACGGCAAGGAGGUCGUUGACUGGUUUAACUCAAUCCGUGCAGUUCAGCUUCACUAUCUAAAGGUGGCCUUUCCCGGGGCGACAGAUGCUGAGCUGGUGCCCAAACUUACCCGGAACUUUCUGAAGGAAGGAUACAUGGAAAAGACAGGUCCCAGGCAAACGGAAGGCUUCAAGAAACGCUGGUUCACUCUGGACCAGAGGCGACUCAUGUACUUCAAAGAUCCACUGGACGCCUUCGCCAAAGGUGAAGUCUUCCUGGGGAACAGGGACCACGGUUACAACGUCUUCCUCGGCUUGCCCGCUGGCACCCACUGCAACGGCGCCUGGCAACACGGUAUCACCAUAGAAACACCCGAGCGCCUCUUCCUGUUUACUUGCGAGAUGGAGAGCGACCAGCAGGAUUGGGUGAAACACUUCAGCGACAUCAUGAGUGCUCCGAUGUCCCCCCAGGAGUACACGAUGGAGGCCAUGUUCAAGCACAGGCACUGACGGACCAGAGGCCUACAGGAACCAUCCGCUCUCCUCUCAGUCCAUCACCACAGGAUCUGACUCUGGAAACCACAUCAGUUCUUGACUCCUUUAGUACUUCUGGGAAAAUUGGACUGUAUUCACUUACACAUUGGUCACACUGGUGGUUGUUGCUGGUAAACAAGAGGACCAAGGCAAUAUUCACUGGUAAAUUAAAAAUAUACAUGACCAGAAGAAACAUUGAUAUGUUAAUGUAAAGCAGGUAAUCAUUUUCAUUUGAUUUUGUUUUGGUGACAGCUUUUGGGGGCCAAGAGAUCACUUGCCAAUCAAACAGUCUGGGCAGUAUUAUAACACGUCUCACUUGGGUUUUAUGUAGCUCAUGUUUGAAUUUACUGGUUGGCACGCUUGGUCUGUUUCUACACGGUGCCUGUUGCCCAUGCUAAUCAACUAUGGCAACAUAAAAACACAACUUCCUGUUUGCCAGUGGAUUGAUUUUUUUUUUUUUUUUUAAACCAUGAUUAGGAAAUGUGUUUUGAAAUUUAUAGGAUUGUUAGAUAUUUAAUACGAGAUUUAAGAAAAAGGUGUUAAGCUGAGAAGUUAUACGGUCUUCUUGUAUCAAGUAUUUUAUGUAAGUGUGAUAUGAUGAUUGGGUAAUACUAUUAAGAUGCGAGAGUCGAACAGGUCAGACAGGCACUGAAAGCCCUUGACCUUUUUUUUUUUUUCUUAAACUU